Molecule: messenger RNA, 711 nt
Organism: Crotalus tigris (Tiger rattlesnake)
Lineage: Eukaryota; Metazoa; Chordata; Lepidosauria; Squamata; Viperidae
Gene: CLDN16
Product: claudin 16
Exons: 5
Coding region: 10-711 (233 amino acids)
Biological process (GO): cell adhesion; bicellular tight junction assembly
Cellular component (GO): plasma membrane; bicellular tight junction
Molecular function (GO): structural molecule activity
Source: RefSeq, a predicted model, not a curated record
GCAGCGAACAUGAGGCCUCUGCUCCAGUACCUGGGCUGCUUCUUCGCCUUCUUCUCUCUGGGGUUUCUCAUUGUGGCCACCUGGACAGAUUGCUGGAUGGUCAACGCCGAUGACUCCCUGGAGCUGAGUGCCACGUGCCGUGGCCUCUGGUGGGAAUGCGUCACCAAUGCCUUUGAUGGGAUAACCACCUGUGACGAAUACGAUUCGAUCUUCGCUGAUCACCCAGUGAAGCUGGUCCUGACCCGGGGUCUGCUGAUCACCGCUGACCUUCUGGCUGGCCUUGGAUUCGUGUUUCUUCUCCUUGGCCUGGACUGUGUGAAGUUCCUCCUGGAUCAACCAGGGAUCAAAAACCGCAUCUGCUUCUUCUCUGGCUUGGUGCUCUUAACUGGAGGUAUUCCUGGGCUCAUCGGCUCCACUUGGUACGCCAUUGGGAUCUACGUGGAACGUUCCACCCUCGUCUUGCAUAAUGUCUUCGUGGGCACCCAGUACCAGCUUGGCUGGUCAUGCUGGCUUGGGCUGAGUGGGUCCUUCGGUUGCUUCCUAGCCGGCACCUUCUUAACCUGCUGCGGGCGCCUUUUCCAAGAUGCCAACUUGAAGAAGGACCUCUACCCUUUUCGGAGGGUUUAUCUGCCUCCUGCCGUGACCCUCUCCUGCCAUUCGUCUGUGCAGACCCCCACCGCCAUGAUGUACGCAAGGGAUACCCGGGUGUAA